Molecule: messenger RNA, 1739 nt
Organism: Ornithodoros turicata
Lineage: Eukaryota; Metazoa; Arthropoda; Arachnida; Ixodida; Argasidae
Product: atlastin-2-like
Exons: 13
Coding region: 168-1739 (523 amino acids)
Biological process (GO): endoplasmic reticulum organization; protein homooligomerization
Molecular function (GO): GTP binding; GTPase activity
Source: RefSeq, a predicted model, not a curated record
AUAACGUUGUGUGAUCCCUGGAGAGUGAUUUCAGUGAAAGUGGCACUAUCCAAGAGUCACUUCUGGGUCACAACGUCGUUGAGUUGCGUGCCCCAAACAGGAAUCGAGUUUCCGAAGUCAUCGAUUUGCAGCACGUUUUCCUGUAGUUACGCAUAAGAGGAAAGAAAAUGAGCACAUUUUCAAGUUUUGACUCGAGGGGGACGGAAACAUUGGGCUCUGGUGCAUGUCCGGUCGUCGUGCGUCCCCACAAGGAUGCCACUUACUUUGAAAUCCAGAAUGACAACUUGGCACGUCUUCUCACCAACAGCGAUGUCGCAGACCUCCCUGUGGUGGUCUUGUCAGUCGCAGGAGGGUUCCGACUCGGAAAGUCCUUCCUUCUUGGCUUCUGUAUCAGGUACCUCGAGCACCUAGGGAUCUCGUCAAACCCGUCAGGUUGGAUGGACGAGGAGAAUAUACCCUUGACGGGCUUUUUUUGGAGGUACGGCAGCGAGAGAGAGACCACUGGUAUUCAGCUGUGGGGAAAAGUAUUCAAGGUGCAGACGCAAGCACACGGACUCGUGGCUGUCAUUCUGAUGGACACGGAAGGUUCAUUCGACAACAGGUCCACGAUGGAAGGAAAUGUCACAAUUUUCUCAAUGAGCAUGCUACUAAGCUCUGUACAAGUGUACAACCUCACCAAACAAAUUACUCAAGCCGAUUUGGAGCACCUUAAGCUAUUUGCCGAGUAUGCUAACAUGGCUAGAAGAGCUGGCGGCCAGAGCAAGGAAGUGUUCCAGAAGCUGCUGUUCCUCAUUCGCGACUGGCAAUAUCACGGAGAGAAGUCGUUUGGACUGGAAGGAGGAGAAGAGCUGCUUCACCCUCUCCUUCAAAGGGACCUCACAUUGCCAAGUGAAGUUUCCGAACUACGUGAAAAUAUCCGAAACAGCUUCAGCGAAGUGAAAUGUUUCCUCUUGCCCAGACCUGGUGACGCGGUAGAGAACGCGGGUUUCGACGGAAGACUUCGUGAUAUAUCUGAAGAUUUCAAGUAUCACUUGGAGAACCUCAUGUCUUACCUUCUCUCACCCGAAAGGCUAGUUCCCAAAAAGAUCAAUGGAAGGAUUGUCACGUGCAAGGAGCUCGUGUGCAUGUUUCAGGCUUAUUUCACCAUCUUCAACCAGAAGGAGCUCCCUCAACCCAUGUCUGUCUUCAAUGCAACUGCAUUCGUCCACAACAAGCGAAUCAUCGACGAAAUCGUAAAAAAAUAUGAAACCGCAAUGGAAGGGAUCGCCUUUACGAAAACUUGUUCCGAAUCUGACACUGAUAUUGAGAUGCAACAUGAGAGAUUGAUGAAACAGUGCUUGUCACAGUACGAUGAGGAACAGAAGAUGGGAAAGCACGACAAGGAACUUCGGGAACAGCUCGUAAAGGAUCUCCAUCACUGCUACGACAUGUGCCAACGUUCUCGUAAAAUAUUGAGGGAGUACAACCGGGAUAUGAAGGACCAGAUUGGGAAAGAACGAGAAGAGGCUCAGCGCGUUUAUGAAGAAAAAAUCAAACAGAUUAUUGAAGAGGAGAGGAGUAAAUACAUGGAAAAGAUUGAAGCUAUGGCCAAAACCCACAGCCUGGAUGUAGAACAGAUGAAAAAUGCUAUGCCACCUGCACCACAGGUUGGGUUCUGGGACGUCGCAUUGGGUGUAGUUAACGCUAUCCCCAUCUUUGGCCCACUUGUAUCCGGCUUAGUACGGCUAUUCAGGAGAUGA